Messenger RNA from Poecilia latipinna (sailfin molly), 2590 nucleotides. RefSeq names its product mitofusin 2 (gene mfn2). The coding region runs from base 334 to 2544 and encodes 736 amino acids. Gene Ontology annotation, molecular function: GTPase activity; GTP binding. Gene Ontology annotation, biological process: mitochondrial fusion; mitochondrion localization. The record is from RefSeq and is a predicted model, not a curated record. Gene Ontology annotation, cellular component: mitochondrial outer membrane. The transcript is spliced from 17 exons. Lineage: Eukaryota; Metazoa; Chordata; Actinopteri; Cyprinodontiformes; Poeciliidae.
CUUCUGUUUCCGUUUCCUGCGGAGCUCAGCUGUCUAUUUGGAGAGAAGGGACAGGACGAAAACAAGCUAAUAGGAACGGCGCUGAGCCUGUGUUGCUUUUGCGCUUGUUGCUUUGACCCAACAGCAUAACUGAUAUUUAUAAUUUUACGAACAGAAGCUGUUAAAAUUGUAGUGUCGACAGAAAUGCUUGCGGUGUGACGGGUUAUAUUCUCGUCUGUCAGCUCAAAUGGUCACACACUAACCUUCGCAGCCCGUGUGCAUGCAAGGAUACCGACCCUGUCCUAACCAAUGAUGCAAGGUGUCUGUUCGUGAAAACGCCCUGAUCCAAGUGCCAUGUCUAUAUCUGUUUCAAGACCCAACCCUGUCCAGUUUCAAUGCAAGAAGAAAAACAGAACAAUGGCUGAAGUAAAUGCGUCACCACUGAAGCAUUUUGUCACCGCAAAGAAGAAGAUCAAUGGAAUAUUUGAACAACUUGCGACCUACAUCAAGGAAAGCGCAGCCUUUCUGGAAGAUACUUACAAAAAUGAGCAGCUGGACCCACUGACCACUGAGGAGCAGGUUCAGGAGGUCUGCGGCUACCUGUCCAAGGUGGCAGGGAUAGGAGAAGUGCUAGCACGGAGGCAUAUGAAGGUGGUUUUCUUUGGAAGAACCAGUAACGGGAAGAGUUCUGUGAUCAAUGCCAUGUUAUGUGAUAAAGUUUUGCCAUCUGGAAUUGGACACACAACCAACUGUUUCCUGAGGGUGGAGGGCACAGAUGGCAAUGAAGGCUUCCUGCUCACUGAAGGCUCUGAGGACAGGAAAAGCAUAACGACGGUGAACCAGCUGGCCCAUGCUCUGCUUCAGGAUGUGGAUCUGGACGCUGGCAGUCUGGUCUGCGUCAUGUGGCCUAAAGCAAAGUGUGCUUUACUAAGAGAUGAUUUGGUGCUUUUGGACAGCCCCGGCAUCGACGUCACCACCGAGUUGGACAGCUGGAUCGACAAGUUCUGCCUUGAUGCAGAUGUGUUUGUUCUAGUAGCAAACUCUGAAUCCACGCUCAUGCAAACAGAGAAGUCCUUCUUUCAUAAAGUCAAUCAGCGUCUCUCCAGUCCUAAUGUUUUUAUCCUCAACAACCGCUGGGAUGCCUCUGCCUCAGAGCCAGAAUAUAUGGAGGAGGUUCGCAGACAGCAUAUGGACCGCUGCACUAAUUUUCUUGUGGAUGAGUUGGGCGUUGUUGACAGAGCCCAGGCCAGCGACCGCAUCUUCUUCGUCUCAGCUAAAGAAGUGCUUCAGGCUCGUGUGCAGAAGGCCCAAGGGAUGCCUGAAUCAGGUGGCGCUCUAGCUGAGGGAUUUCAAGCCCGAAUGUUUGAGUUCCAAAACUUUGAGAGGCGAUUUGAAGAGUGCAUAUCUCAGUCUGCGGUGAAGACCAAGUUCGAACAGCACACAGUAAGAGCUAAGCAAAUAUCUGAAGCUCUGCGGCGCAUUAUGGACUUGGUGCAUGUAGCUGCCCAAGAACAGAGACUCUACUGCUUGGAGACAAAAGAGGAUCGUCAACAACGGCUGGAGUUUAUAGAGAAACAACUGGAUCUGUUGACUAUGGACUGCAAGGCUAAGAUCAAGAGGAUUACAGAGGAUGUGGAGAGACAGGUAACUAACACUAUGGCAGAGGAAAUAAGGAAGCUUCAUGUCCUAGUGGAUGACUUCCACAUGGACUUCCACCCGUCACCUGUCGUCCUCAAGGUCUACAAAAAUGAACUCCAUCGCCACAUAGAGGACGGUCUGGGGAAGACCAUGUCCGAAAGGUGCUCAAGCUCCAUCACGAACGCCCUGCAGGCCACACAAAUGGAGAUGAUAGAGGGCCUGAAGCCUCUGCUGCCAAAUUCGAUCAGAGAGCAGGCCAACAAGAUUAUUCCUCGUCAGUUCUUCAACCUUACAUACGACCUGGCCUGUGACAAGCUCUGUAGUGAUUUUCAAGAGGAUAUCAGCUUCCACUUUUCCCUUGGUUGGACCAUGCUUGUCAACCGGUUUCUAGGGCCCAAGAACACCCGACGGGCCCUCAUGGGCUACAGCGACCAGGUUCCUCGGCCCAUGGCCCUAACACCAGUCAGCACCAGCAUGCCUCCAUUCCCACAAAGUUCUGUGACUCAGGAAGAGCUCAUGGUCACCAUGGUGACAGGUCUCGCAUCUCUUACGUCGCGUACUUCCAUGGGUGUCCUUGUGGUCGGCGGUGUGAUUUGGAAGGCAGUGGGAUGGCGCCUGAUUGCGUUGUCACUGGGUCUUUAUGGGCUUCUCUACGUCUACGAGCGACUCACAUGGACUACCAAAGCCAAAGAGAGAGCCUUCAAGCGACAGUUUGUGGACUACGCCAGUGAGAAGCUGCAGCUAAUUGUCAGCUACACUGGAUCCAACUGCAGCCACCAAGUCCAGCAAGAGCUGACAGGCGUGUUUGCACAGCUGUGCCAGCAGGUAGACGUCACCCGUCAGAACCUCGAUGAUGAAGUGAAUGAAAUGAACAGGAAGAUUGAGCUCUUGGACAAUCUACAGAGCAAGGCUAAACUUCUACGGUAAGAUGUGUUUGGAGUUACAGGAUGGGCAACAUGUCGGCGUCUUCGCU